Molecule: messenger RNA, 835 nt
Organism: Didymodactylos carnosus
Lineage: Eukaryota; Metazoa; Rotifera; Eurotatoria; Philodinida; Philodinidae
Source: the annotation of a GenBank genome assembly
AUGGAUAUCAGAGUCAUAGGAGGACGUAAGUCAGCCACUGUAUCGCCUGCUUCUGUACCAGCUCAAGCACAGACCCCCAUUAGACCUACUAACAAAAACACAAAAUUUAUUGCAAUAGUGGGUACAAUAUUAGCUGUGCUAGCCAUUGCUAUCGCUGUACUAGCAACAAUUCUCGUGAGGAUAUCAAAAGAAUCACCGUCAGCGUCAAAUGAGCUUCAAACAACUACAAAUAAUAUGAGUCAGACGACGAGUGCAUCAAUCAUUACCAGUAGUUCCACAACAACUACAUCAACACCAGUAAUGAACUCUGUCACUGUAGCUCAAAGUACUCCAAUUACUACUUUAUCCACUACGAUGGCAUCCAUGAAUAGCACAUCUCAAUCAACAACAACGACAAGUUUAGCCACAGCAGCAGCCAUACCAUCUACUUCAACAACCACCGCGGGACAAUCAGUAGCAGCCACCACAACAUCGAUGACUACUGAUAAGUAUUAUGGAUCAACGGAUGGUAGCUAUGCCGCAGAUUCCUUCACGAAUCUUAGUACAGUAUUCAAUUUUAUGGAUUCGGUCUCAGCAGCUGGUUAUCUGAAAAGUGUCUCAGUCAACUUUUAUCAGGCACCUAUACCAGGCUCAGCUCAACUCAUGUUGUAUGUUUUGACACCCUCAUCGACCCCAACAAAAUUCACAGUUGCGAUGCAGUAUGUUGUGCCAUCGUCCAGUAUAACCAAUGUCAUAGGCACAGCUCAGCAGUUUCUUCUGCCGGCUUAUUUAAUGAACGUUUCUGUCGGACAGUUUGUAGCCUGUGGAUUUGGUCCCGGAGCUGGCAGCGCAUAUU